AGAAGAAGCUGAAUCGUAUCUUGCGUAGAAGGAUUUCCGGGAAUAGCUUUUGCGAUCUGGCUUCCGGUCAUCUCCACGUCCCGCGGCUUUGGUUUAUCCCUCUUGAUCUUGCUUACACGCCUCGAUUCUGCUGCCUCACGGCACUGUCAAUUCUGCUGCUGCUCCCAGGUUUCGGUGUAUGCUAAAGUAUUGUCUCUGAGCAUUCGAAUGAUUCCACAUGCCCCACGAUCGAACAAUUAGGGUUUCCAGCUGAGGAUUUGGGAAUUGAGAGUUUUAGUCUCAAUUAGGGCUGAACAUUGGUUGCAGUCAUGUUCUAUGGGAAAGCCUUAUGGGACCCUUGGCUUAUAGUUGCCCAGAUUGUCUGUCUUCAAUGCUCAUACUAUCUCACUCUCGGAAUCUUCAUGAUGGUUUUCCUCGGCGUUUGGGUUCCUCGGCUUAGUCUUGUCUACUUCUUCGACUAUGCAACACUCACUCUAUCAACCGUCUCGGGUUUGUGUGCCAUCGCCUCGUUCUUUCUCAGUUCGUUGGCCGGGGCUGUAUACAUGGUUUUUCUGGUGGAACGAGCACGGAAAUGCUUAGAUUUCUCCGCAACUCUCUACAUCAUACAUCUCUUGUUAUGCAUCAUGUAUGGAGGGUGGCCUUCUUCUAUAACAUGGUGGGCUGUGAACGGAACUGGACUCGGUGUCACGGCCUUGCUAGCCGAGUACUUGUGCUUUAAGCGCGAGCAACGAGAGAUUCCUAGGGAUAGAUAUCGAGAAAGUAAGGCGGUCGUUCUUUUAAAACUUCAUAUAAUGCUUUGCCAAUAUUCAUGAAUAUUGCCCUCUUCCAUAAACUUCUAGUGCCUGUAAUGCCAUAACUAUAAUCUUUCUUGGUCUGGCUAUGGGCAUUUUGGUGCAGUGGAAACUGUAAUGUUCUUUCCUAUUCUUAGACUAAGUUCUAGUGCAGUGGCCAUAGCUGCUUGUUCAGGCAUUACUUUAACACUUG
Molecule: messenger RNA, 984 nt
Organism: Tarenaya hassleriana
Lineage: Eukaryota; Viridiplantae; Streptophyta; Magnoliopsida; Brassicales; Cleomaceae
Product: protein SYS1 homolog
Exons: 3
Coding region: 309-812 (167 amino acids)
Biological process (GO): protein localization to Golgi apparatus; Golgi to plasma membrane protein transport; Golgi to endosome transport
Cellular component (GO): trans-Golgi network; Golgi membrane
Source: RefSeq, a predicted model, not a curated record